AUGUCUCUAAAAUCAAAGAUUAAAUCAUCACCAGAAUCUAUUACUUUAUCCACUUUUAAAAAUGAAAUAAAAAAUGAAAUUCAUGAAUCUAUAAUUGGUAUAUGGUUUCGUAAUGAUUUAAGAAUUCAUGAUAAUGAAGCAUUAUAUUAUGCAAUUAAAAAAGCUAAAAAAGAAAAUAAGAAAUUAUUACCUAUUUAUAUAUUUGAUAAAUCUCAAUCACAAUUACCUUCCCCAUUUAGUAUUUCUAAAAUACCAAAUUCAUUUACUUUAUUUGAACAAAAUUUUGAAAAGGAAAUUGAAAAUAUUUGUAAUAGAAAUAAUAUUAAUUUUAUUAAAAAAUGGUCUUCAACUUUAAUACAUAAAAAUGAUUUACCUUAUACUGAUUUACCUAAUCAAAUACCAAAAGUAUUUUCUGCAUUUAGAAAAAAGAUUGAAAAGGCAAUUGAUGAAAAAGAUAUUGAAAUUGAAUGUUAUGAAAUUGAAAAGGAAGAUUAUGAAGAAUUAUUAUUAAGUGAAGAAGAAAUUAACAAAAUUCAUUCUCAAUUUUCUAAAAAUAGUAAUUUAAUUACUAAAUUAGAAAAUGUAAAUGAAUUUAUGAAAGAAUAUUUAUAUCCAGAUAUGGAAAAAACACAAUUUGAUAAUGAAAUUAAAUAUGAUCAAAGAAGUGUUGUUAAAUUUAUUGGAGGUGAAGAUAAAGCCUUAAAAAGAUGUAAAUUUUAUAUUGAAAACAAAUUAAAAAAUUAUUCAACUACUAGAAAUGGAAAUAUUGGUGAUUAUAGUACUAAAUUAUCACCUUGGUUAGCAAAUGGAUGUAUUAGUUCAAGAUAUAUAUAUACAGAAAUACAAAAAAAUAGUAAUGAAAAAAGUAAAUCAAGUGCUAAUAUAUUAGUGAGUGAAUUAUUAUGGAGAGAUUUCUAUAAAUAUUUAGCAUGGAAAAUGGGAAAUUCAUUUUUUUAUGAAAAAGCAUUACAACCUAAUAAGGAAUUAGAUUAUGAAUGGGAAGUACCAUUGAAUGAAUAUAAAAAUGAAAGAUUUCAACAAUGGUGUAAAGGUAAAACAGGAUAUCCAUUUGUAGAUGCAUGUAUGAGAGAAUUACUAAAUACAGGUUUUAUGAAUAAUAGAGGUAGAAUGGUAGUUGCAUCAUUUCUAAUUAAAGAUAUGAAAAUAGAUUGGAGAAUGGGUGCUGAAUAUUUUGAAAGACAAUUAUUAGAUUCAACAGAUUCUUGUUCAAAUUAUGGUAAUUGGGCAUGGUCAGCUGGUAUUGGUUGUGAUUUUAGACCAAGAUAUUUCAAUCCAAUUAAACAAGGUUUGGAUCAUGAUAAGAAUGGUGAAUUUAUUAAAAUAUGGAUUCAUGAAUUAGCCUCUGUACCUUCAAAAUCAAUUCAUUUACCAUAUAUUACACUAGAUGAAGAUGAAAAGAAACGUUACAAAAUACCAUCCUACUAUUCCAAUAAGAACAAAUUAGCAUGUAUUGUUCAAUUACCAAGUACAAUGAAAAGAAAAUAUGAAUCAACAUCAUCUGUUGUUGCAACAAGUUCAAGUAGUACUGAUAAUGAUACCUGUAAGCCUACAAAAAAGAGAAAAUAA
Molecule: messenger RNA, 1587 nt
Organism: Naegleria gruberi
Lineage: Eukaryota; Heterolobosea; Eutetramitea; Acrasida; Naegleriidae
Exons: 4
Coding region: 1-1587 (528 amino acids)
Molecular function (GO): FAD binding; DNA binding
Source: RefSeq, a predicted model, not a curated record